AUGGCAGAGAAGAACCUCACCUCAGUGACUGAAUUCCUCCUUAUGGCAUUCACAGAGCGUCCUGAAUGGGGACUCUCUCUCUUCCUCCUAUUUCUAUUUAUCUAUCUCAUCACGUUGUUGGGGAACUUAGGGAUGAUCAUCCUGAUCCGCAUGUAUUGCCGGCUUCACAUCCCAAUGUAUUUCCUUCUCAGUCACCUCUCCUUCAUGGACAUCUGCUACUCAUCUGUCACUGUUCCUCAAAUGUUGGCUGUGUUGCUGGAGCAUGGGGCAAUUUUAUCCUACACACGCUGCGCUGCUCAGUUCUUCCUCUUCACCUUCUUUGGUUCCAUUGACUGCUACCUCUUGGCCAUCAUGGCCUAUGACCGCUAUGUGGCUGUGUGCCAACCCUUGCUUUAUGUCACCAUCAUGACUCAUAGGGCCUGUUUGGGUUUUGUGGCUGGGGCUUACGUUGCUGGCCUCUUCAGUGCCGUGGUGAGGACAGUCUCAGCUUUCACUCUCUCCUUCUGUGGGGACAAUGAGAUCAACUUCAUUUUCUGUGACCUUCCACCUCUCUUAAAGCUGACCUGUGGGGAUAGCUACACCCAAGAGGUGGUAAUUAUUGUGUUUGCCAUUUUUGUCAUCCCUGCCUGCAUGGUGGUGAUCUUGGUAUCCUACCUGUUCAUCAUCGUGGCCAUUAUGAAGAUCCCCUCAGCAGGCGGUAGGGCCAAGACCUUCUCUACGUGUGCU
Orycteropus afer afer is the source of this 726-nucleotide messenger RNA. Its product is annotated as olfactory receptor 9Q1-like. The record is from RefSeq and is a predicted model, not a curated record. NCBI's taxonomy places the organism in Eukaryota, Metazoa, Chordata, Mammalia, Tubulidentata, Orycteropodidae. Gene Ontology annotation, cellular component: membrane. Gene Ontology annotation, molecular function: G protein-coupled receptor activity; olfactory receptor activity; odorant binding. Gene Ontology annotation, biological process: sensory perception of smell; G protein-coupled receptor signaling pathway.